CCUCUUUGGGGCCCUUCUCCCGUCACCCCUUCGAAAGCGGUCCUAAUCUUCUUCCCCCCUUCGCCUAGGGUUUCUUUCUAUCUCAUGGGGAGGUACAGGAGCCGAAGCCGGAGCUAUAGCCCACGGCGGGCGAGCCGGAGCCCUCCCCGCCGCAAGCGCUACGACGACCCCCGCGACCGGUACCGCGGCGGCCGGGGCUACAGGGACCGCCGCCCCUCCGCGCCCUCCGGCCUCCUCAUCCGCAACAUCGCCCUUGACGCAAGGCCUGAGGAUCUACGCAUUCCAUUUGAACGGUUUGGUCCUGUGAAGGAUGUAUACCUUCCAAAGAAUUAUUACACUGGGGAGCCACGGGGCUUUGGGUUUGUGAAGUUUCGUUAUGCUGAAGACGCAGCAGCAGCCAAACAGCAGAUGAAUCAUCAGAUUAUAGGCGGACGCGAGAUUUCAAUCGUUUUUGCUGAAGAAAAUAGAAAAACUCCACAAGAAAUGCGUACGAAUGCAAGGAUAAGUGAAAGAUACAUGGGAAGCAGCAACAGAAGGCGAUCUCCACUGAGAUCUCCCAGGCGUCGAUACCAUUCAUAUUCACGCUCCCCCUCUCCUGCCAGGCAUGACUCAAGGGAGCGGGACAGGAGUGCACGUGAUGACUAUAACUCUCCUCCAAGAUCAAUCUCCCCAUCUCCUAGGGAUGAUAGGGACUACAAGACACAUCAUCGUUCUCUGAGUCCUGAUGAUAAUAGCCGAAGCCCAUCUAGGUCUCGUUCCUACAGCCCUCGGUGAUGGAGUGCUGAGUUCUGGCACAUGCUGUAUCACCAAUAAAAUAGAUGUUCUAGUUGAUAGGUUAUGAUAUAGAUAGCAGGGCAGUCCUUGAACCACUGUCAUGUAUUGAGGAUGGGCAAAUGUGAUUUUCUGUUUAUCGAAAUCAUCAACAUCCCGAGUGUUUGGAAUUUUGGGAUCAGAAAUAGAUGUUUGUAAUGCUUUUUCAUUAUGUUGCUUGCCAGGUUAAUUUUGUGUUGACAUAAAACAAUCGGUUUCGUAUCUUUUCCAUGGUUCAUGGUACAUGAAUUUUUGGUUCAUUCUG
Messenger RNA from Elaeis guineensis (African oil palm), 1075 nucleotides. RefSeq names its product serine/arginine-rich SC35-like splicing factor SCL28. Gene Ontology annotation, molecular function: RNA binding. NCBI's taxonomy places the organism in Eukaryota, Viridiplantae, Streptophyta, Magnoliopsida, Arecales, Arecaceae. The record is from RefSeq and is a predicted model, not a curated record.